AUGCACCAUGGCGGUGGUCCCCCGAGCGCCCAGCUCCCGCUGCAGCGGUCCCGCUCUUUCACUGGUGGCAGCGAGGGCGAGGAGCAGCAGCCCCACUCCGGUCUGCCCCAGUCCCCGGCCACGGCCUUUGCCCCGUCCGCCAGCCCGUCUGCGCCCCAGUCGCCUGGCUACCAAAUCCAACAGCUGAUGAGCAGGAGCCCGGUGGCGGGGCAGAACGUGAACAUCACCCUGCAGAACGUGGGCUCGGUUGUGGGCGGCAGCCAGCAGAUCACGCUGGCACCCCUGCCACUGCCCAACCCCACGUCGCCUGGCUUCCAGUUUAGCACUCAGCAGAGGCGCUUUGAGCACGGCUCUCCGUCUUACAUCCAGGUCACCUCCCCGCUGUCCCAGCAGGUCCAGACCCAGAGCCCCACGCAGCCCAGCCCAGGGCCGGGACAGGCCCUGCCGAGCGUGCGGGCUGGCGCCUCGGGUCCCGGGCUGGGCCUGUGCAGCACCAGCUCUUCGGGUGGCUUCGUGGACGCCAGUGUGCUGGUGCGGCAGAUCAGCCUGAGCCCCUCGAGCGGGGGCCAUUUUGUGUUUCAGGAGGGGGCUGGCCUUGGCCAGCUGGCUCAGGGUGCGCCCAUGGCUAUGCGGGAGCGGAGACUGUCCCAGCCACAUGCACAGUCUGGGGGCACCAUCCACCACCUGGGGCCCCAGAGCCCAGCAGCAGGUGGCACCAGCAUGCAGCCCCUGGCCAGCCCCGGGCACCUUGCCACAGCCAGCCUGCCCCCCCAGCUGAGCAGCCUGAUCCAGGGGCAACUGAUGCAGCAGCAGGUGCUCCAGGGCCAGCAGCUGAGCCGGCCCCUGGGCUUUGAGAGGACCCCGCAGGGUGUGCUCCUGCCCGGUGUGGGCGGGUCCCCAGCUACCACAUCCAUGGCAUUCGGCAUGACAUCCCCACCCCCGCCCACCAGCCCCUCCAGGACCUCCGUGCCCCCGGGCCUGUCCAGCCUUCCGCUCACAUCUGCAGUGGGUGUUCGAAAGGCUCCCCGGAAGCUGGAGGAGAUCCCUGCUGCGUCUCCAGAGAUGGCACAGAUGCGGAAGCAGUGCCUGGAUUACCACUACCGAGAGAUGGACGCCCUCAGGGAGACGUUCAAGGAGUACUUGAUUGAACUGUUCUUCCUGCAGCACCUGCAGGGGAACAUGAUGGACUUUCUGGCCUUCAAGAAGAAGCACUAUGCUCCGCUGCAAGCGUACCUUCGACAGAAUGACCUGGACAUUGAAGAGGAAGAGGAGGAGGAAGAGGAGGAAGAAAAGUCAGAAGUCAUCAAUGAUGAGCAGCAAGCACUCACAGGGACCCUGGUGGCUGCUGGCAGCACGAUCGAGGUGGACCCUUUCCAACGGCAGUCAGCACUGCCUCCACAGGCAGGUAUGUCCCAGCAAUCCAAGAGGCCUCGACUGGAAGUGGGUCACCAAGGGGUGGUUUUCCAGCACCCAGGGGUGAGCACGGGCGUUCCUCUCCAGCAGUUAAUGCCAACGGCUCAAGGAGGGAUGCCACCCACUCCACAGGCUGCACAGCUCACAGGGCAGAAGCAGAGCCAGCAGCAGUACGACCCAUCCACAGGCCCACCUGUGCAGAAUGCUGCCAGCCUCCACACCCCGCCACCACAGCUACCCACCAGGCUCCCUGCUGCGGGUGCCCCUGCCACAGCCCCAACGGCCACACUGCAGUUCUCACAGCAGACCCCUGUGAUGGAGUCGCAGACGCAGCUCCAGAUGUCCACGAAGGCCCAGCAGCCCACAGGGCCCAUCCCUGUGCCCCCAUCCAGCCAAUUCCCGGCUCCACCACAGCAGCCUGCCCAGCCCACACUCCAUGUCCCACUGCCUGGGAAGGCCCACGUGCAGGUGUCACAGCUCCCGACCCAACCACAGACUGUAGCACUGACGAGACCCCCCCUGGAGUCUGCCCAGCCCUGCCAGAGGCCUCUGCCCACCUCUUCUACCUCGUCCCUCACUCCCGUGGGCAGUUCGGGCCCAGGACCCUCACCUGCACGAGCCUCGCCUGUGAAUAGACCUUCCUCAGUGACUAACAAGUCUCUGUCUCCCGUCACAUCCCGGUCCCCGGGGGCAGCCAUCCCUGUCCCCUCCAAGGCACAGAGCCCAGCUCAGAAUGCCACUGCGUCCCUGGACAGUUCUCAGGAGAAGCUGGCAGAACAGAUAACACUGGAGAACCAGGUCCAGCAGCGUGUCUCUGAGCUGAGGAAGGAGGGCCUGUGGUCACCACGGCGGCUGCCAAAGCUGCAAGAAGCCCCGAGACCCCGGGCACACUGGGACUCCCUGCUGGAGGAGAUGCAGUGGAUGGCUACCGACUUCGCCCAGGAGCGCAGGUGGAAGGUGGCUGCUGCCAAGAAGCUGGUCAGAACUGUAGCUCGCCAUCAUGAGGAAAAGAAGCUUCGUGAGGAGAGAGGGAAGAAGGAAGAGCAGAACCGGCUGAGACGCAUAGCAGCAUCAACGGCUAGGGAGAUCGAGUACUUCUGGUCCAACAUUGAACAGGUUGUGGAAAUAAAACUACAAGUAGAAUUAGAAGAAAAAAGGAAAAAAGCCUUAAAUAUACAGAGAGUUUCCAGACGAGGAAGAGAACCCCGGAAGCUGGGACUUGACACUCUACCGGAACGCUUCCUGGAUUCAGGAAUGUCUGGAAGGAAAAGAAAAGCCAGCACAUCUCUAACGGAUGAUGAAGUGGAAGAUGAAGAGGAAACAAUUGAAGAGGAGGAAGCAAACGAAGGAUUGGUGGACCACCAGACAGAGCUGUCAAAUUUAGCCAAAGAAGCGGAAUUGCCCUUAAUUGAUCUGAUGAAGUUGUAUGAAGGUGCCUUUUUGCCAAAUUUCCAGUGGCCUCAACCUAAACCCGACAGUGAAGAGACAAGCGAGGAAGAAGAUGUGGAGGACAGCCUGAGUGACAGGGACAGUCGGAAGGAUCUGGUCCUCAUAGACUCCCUGUUCAUUAUGGACCAGUUUAAGGCUGCGGAGAGGUUGAGCAUCGGAAAACCAAACACCAAGGACAUUGCAGAAGUGACCGCCGUGGCUGAGGCCAUCCUUCCCAAGGGCAGUGCUCGAGUCAUAACCGCGGUGAAGUUUAACACCCCAUCCCUGCUCUAUGGAGUGCUCCGAGACUACCAGAAGAUUGGGCUGGACUGGCUGGCUAAGCUCUACAGAAAGAGGCUCAAUGGUGUCCUGGCCGAUGAGGCGGGGCUCGGCAAGACCGUGCAGAUCAUCGCCUUCUUUGCCCAUCUUGCAUGUAACGAAGGUAAUUGGGGCCCCCAUCUUGUUGUUGUGAGAAGUUGUAACAUACUCAAGUGGGAGCUUGAGCUGAAGCGCUGGUGCCCUGGGCUGAAAACCCUCCUGUAUGUUGGCAGCCACCGUGAGCUCCGAGCCAAGAGACAGGAGUGGGCGGAACCCCAUGGCUUCAACGUCUGUAUCACGUCCUACAAACGCUUCUUCAAGGGCUAUCACUCCUUCGCCAAAGUGCGCUGGAGGUGCCUGGUCAUUGACGAGAUGCAGCAGGUGAAGAACAUGACCGAUCGGCACUGGGGAGCUGUCUUCAACCUGCACAGUCAGCAGCGCCUGCUUCUGAUUGACUCACCUUUGCACAACACCUUCCUGGAGCUGUGGACCAUGGUGCACUUUCUCAUCCCAGGGAUCUCCAGGCCCUACUUGAACUUCCCUUUAAAAGCCCCUAAUGAAGAGAACCAGGAUUACUACCACAAAUUGGUCAUCCGGCUGCACCGGGUGACCCAGCCAUUUAUUUUGAGGAGAACUAAGAGAGAUGUGGAAAAGCAGCUGACCAAGAAGUAUGAGCACGUGCUGAAGUGCCGCCUCUCCAGCCGGCAGAAGGCCCUUUAUGAGGAUGUGAUCCUGCAGCCUGGAACUCAAGAAGCCCUCAAGAGUGGGCACUUUGUCAAUGUCCUUAACAUCCUGGUGAAACUUCAGCGCAUCUGCAACCACCCAGGGCUUGUGGAGGCCAGACGGCCACGCUCCUCUUAUGUCGCAGGCUCCCUGGAGUGCCGGGCUCCCUCUCUGCUUCUCAGGGCGCUGGACAGGGACUUCUGGAAGGAAGCAGACCUCUCUGUAUUCGAUCUUCUUGGGUUAGAAACUAAAAUUACGCGCCAUGAGGCAGAAUUGCUGUCAAAGAGAAAAAUCACACGGAAGCUCAUUGAAGAAAUCUUCACCUCACCCCCGUCUUCAGUCAGACCUGUCGCUGUGAAGCUAAAGCCAAGCAGGUUGUUUCAGCCUGUGCAAUAUGGCCAGAAGCCCGAGGGCCGCACUGUAGCCUUCCCCAGCACCCACCCGCCCCGGACAGCCACACCCGCUGCAGCCCCCACCACCACGCCUCAGGGCCAGGUCCGAGGACGGCCACCCAUUGCCACCUUCUCUGCAAAUCCAGAUGCAAAAGCGGCGGCCACACAGUGUCAGCCACCCCCGGCCUCCUCCAGUGCUCCAAGACAGCAGCCCACCGCGACCUUCACCUCCACAGCUAGUGCAGCCCAUCCUGCCAGCCUGAGGGGCCCGACCUCAGCCCCGGCCUCGACCCCCGGCCCGCCCCUGCCCCCGGCCCCGGCCCCCGCGCACAACACCCCGCAGAGCGCACUGCCCCCGAGGCUGGUGCUGACCGCCCAGGCCCAGGCUCGGUUGCCGAGUGGGGAGGUGGUAAAAAUUGCCCAACUAGCGUCCAUCGCGGGGACCCAGAACCGUGUUGCUCAGCCUGAGACGCCCGUGACCCUUCAGUUCCAAGGAAACAAGUUUACUCUGUCACACAACCAGCUCCGGCAGCUGACCGCUGGCCAGCCCCUGCAGCUGCAAGGCAGUGUGCUCCAGAUCGUUUCGGCUCCUGGGCAGCCCUAUCUGCGCCCUCCGGGCCCCGUGGUAAUGCAGACCAUGUCCCAGGCCGGGGCUGUGCAUGGUGCCCUCAACGCCCUUGGAGGAAAGCCCCCAGCAGGCACCCCAGCUCCCACACCCCUGACCCCACAAGUCGGUGUUCCAGGUCGAGUGGCAGUUAACCCCCUGACUUCUGGAGACCCUGGGAUGGCCCCCAAGCCGGCCUCGCCCCUUGGAGUUCCAACUCAGGAGGAGAGGGCCAGACUAUUGAAGGAGCGGCUGGAUCAGAUCUUCCUUGUCAACGAGCGUCGCUGCUCCCGAGUGCCCAUCUACGGCCGAGAUCUGCUGGGGAUCUGCUCCCUGGCCACUCAAGGUGGGGCACCUCGGCUCAGGAAACGCGUGACGCCCUCCAGCAGCAAGAGUGACCUGAGUUUGAUGCUGAGCCAACAUGCAGAGCACCUGCAGGAUGUUACAGAUAGGGUGGCAUGUGUGAUCCCCCCUGUGGUAGCAUCACCUCCAAACCUGCGGGUGGCCAGACCACCCUCAUCCUAUAGCCGCAGGCUGCAGCUGCUCCAGCAAGGCCUCCGAGAGCAUGUGGGCCCCCACAUCCAGCAGCUGCGCCGAAUCACUGCUCCCCACCUGCUGCAGUUCCCAGAGCUCAGACUGGUGCAGUUUGACUCAGGAAAAUUAGAAGCUUUGGCCAUCUUGCUUCAGAAGUUGAAGUCAGAAGGACGCCGUGUACUGAUCUUAUCACAGAUGGUCCUCAUGUUAGACAUUUUAGAGAUGUUUUUAAACUUCCAUUACCUCACCUACGUGCGGAUCGAUGAGAACGCCAACAGCGAGCAGCGGCAGGAGCUGAUGAGGAGUUUCAACAGAGACAGGCGGAUCUUUUGUGCCAUCCUCUCAACUCACAGCCGCUCCACAGGUGUGAACCUGGUGGAGGCAGACACAGUCGUGUUUUACGACAACGACCUCAACCCGGUGAUGGAUGCCAAGGCCCAGGAAUGGUGUGACAGGAUUGGACGCUGCAAGGACAUCCACAUUUACAGGCUGGUAAGUGGCAAUUCCAUUGAAGAGAAGUUACUCAAGAACGGCACCAAAGACCUGAUCCGGGAGGUGGCAGCUCAGGGCAAUGAUUACUCCAUGGCCUUCCUGACACAGCGUACAAUCCAGGAGCUGUUCGAGGUGUCCUCACCCAUGGAGGACACGGGCUUCCCAGUGAAAGCGGAGGAGUUUGUGGUCCUCUCCCAAGAACCUUCUGCCACAGAGGCCAUUGCACCAAAAAUUGCACGACCGUUCAUAGAGGCCCUGAAAAGCAUUGAGUACCUGGAGGAGGACGCACAGAGGCCCUCGGAGGAUCUGGAGGGAGUGAGGGCAGAUGCCUCGCCGGCAGGCGCAGACCACUCAGGACUCGAAGAGGAGCCCUCACAGUGGGAGGAGCUGGCUGACUUCAUGGAGCAGCUCACACCCAUUGAGAAGUACGCUCUAAACUACCUGGAGUUGUUCCACACGUCCAUUGAGCAAGAGAAGGAGCGCGCCGAGGAUGUGGCACUUGCGUCCAUGAAGGAGUGGGAGGCCCAGAACGCGAGGACCCUGCAGGAGCGGGCAGCUCAGGAGGAGGGGCAGCAGGAGGAGCUGCUCACGUACACCCGGGGCGAUGCCUACAACAUGGAGUACAUCUGUGAAGAUGCAGACGGACAGACGGAAACCAUGCCUCUAUGGACGCCGCCCACGCCCCCGCAGGAUGACAAUGACAUCUACAUCGACUCAGUCAUGUGCCUCAUGUAUGAGGCUACUCCCAUUCCUGAGUCCAAGCUGCCACCUGUGUACGUGAGGAAAGAGCGGAAGCGGCACAAAACCGACCCCUCAGCUGCAGGCCGGAAGAAGAAGCAGCGGCAUGGGGAGGCGGUGGUGCCACCCCGCUCCCUGUUCGACCGGGCCACGCCAGGUCUGCUCAAGAUGCGCCGCGAGGGCAAGGAGCAGAAGAAGAACAUCCUGCUCAAGCAGCAGGCGCAGUUCGCCAAGCCCCUGCCCACAUUCGCCAAGCCUGCCGCUGAGCCGGGCCAGGACAGCCCUGAGUGGCUCAUCAGCGAGGACUGGGCACUCCUGCAGGCUGUGAAGCAGCUGCUCGAGCUGCCCUUGAACCUCACUGUCGUGUCACCUGCUCACACGCCCAACUGGGACCUGGUCAGUGAUGUCGUCAAUGCCUGCAGCCGCAUCUACCGCUCCUCUAAACAGUGCCGGAACCGCUACGAGAAUGUCAUCAUCCCCCGGGAGGAGGGCAAGAGUAAAAACAACCGUCCUCUGCGUACAAGCCAGAUUUACGCCCAAGAUGAGAAUGCCACCCACACGCAGCUGUACACCAACCACUUCGACCUAAUGAAGAUGACCGCGGGCAAGAGGAGCCCCCCGAUCAAGCCGCUGCUCGGCAUGAACCCCUUUCAGAAGAACCCCAAGCAUGCCUCCGUCCUGGCAGAGAGUGGGAUCAACUAUGACAAACCCCUGCCCCCAAUCCAAGUUGCCUCUCUCCGUGCAGAACGAAUCGCCAAGGAGAAAAAGGCCCUGGCUGAUCAGCAGAAGGCCCAGCAGCCAGCCGUGGCUCAACCUGCCCAGCCUCCACCUCCACCUCCACAGCCGCAGCAGCCACCACCCCCACUGCCUCAGCCUCAGCCUGUGGCCAACCAGCAGCCCACGGGGCAGCCGGCUGGCCAGGCCCAGCCCCAGCCCCAGCCCCCACCGCAACCACAGCCUGUGCAGCCACAGCCCAAGGCACAGCCGGCAAUAACCUCGGGGAGCAGCGCAGCUGUGUUGGCAGGCACUAUCAAAACCUCCGUCACGGGGACGAGCAUGCCGGCCGGCCCGGUUAGUGGGAAUGUGAUUGUGAACACCAUCGCUGGCGUUCCCGCCGCCACUUUCCAGUCCAUCAACAAGCGCCUUGCCUCUCCUGUGGCAUCUGGAGCUCUGCCUACAUCCGGGGGCUCAAACCCUGCCCAGGUGGUGCAUACCCAGCCCCGAGCAGUGGGCUCCCCAGCCACAGCCACCACUGAUCUGGUGUCCAUGGCGACAACUCAGGGUGUGCGGGCGGUCACGUCCGUCACCGCCCCGGCAGUGGUCACUACCAACCUGACACCCGUGCAGGCCCCAGCUCGGUCUCUCGUGACUCAGGUGUCUCAAGCUACAGGCGUGCAACUCCCCGGGAAGACCAUCACCCCCGCGCACUUCCAGCUCCUCCGGCAGCAGCAGCAGCAGCCUCCGCCCUCCCAGGUGCAGGUCCCACAGAUCCAGGGCCAGGCCCAGUCACCGGCACAGAUCAAGGCCGUCGGGAAACUAACCCCGGAACACUUGAUCAAAAUGCAGAAGCAAAAACUGCAGCUUCCCCAGCAAGCGCCACCACAGCCCCAGCCGGGGCCCCCGACACCCACACCACCGGUGCAGGCACAACCCCAACAGCCCCCACAACAGCAGAGCCCCCAACUGACCACCGUCACCGCCCCUAGGCCCGGGGCCCUGCUCACAGGCACCACUGUGGCCAACCUCCAGGUGGCUCGGCUUACUCGAGUGCCCACGUCUCAGCUGCAGGCUCAGGGACAGAUGCAAGCCCAGACACCCCCAACAGCCCAGGUGGCUCUCGCGAAGCCCCCUGUGGUCUCCGUGCCUGCAGCUGUAGUCUCCUCACCGGGAGUCACGACGCUGCCCAUGAAUGUGGCUGGGAUCAGUGUGGCAAUUGGGCAGCCACAGAAGGCAGCAGGGCAGACUGUGGUGGCCCAGCCGGUCCAUGUGCAGCAGCUGCUGAAGCUCAAACAGCAGGCAGUGCAGCAGCAGAAGGCCAUCCAGCCCCAGGGCACCCAGGGUCCUGCCUCUGUCCAGCAGAAGAUAACUGCACAGCAGAUUGCUGCACAGGGCCAGCAGCAGAAGGUGACCUAUGCCCCCCAGCCGGCAUUGAAGACCCAGUUCCUCACAACACCUAUCUCCCAGGCCCCAAAACUGGCUGGGACGCAGCAGGUGCAGACUCAGAUACAAGUUGCAAAACUUCCCCAAGUUGUCCAGCAGCAAACAACCGUGGCCAGCAUCCAGCAGGUUGCCACCGCAUCCCAGCAGGCCUCUCCGCAGACAGUGACGCUCACACAGGCAACCACAGCUGGCCAGCAGGUCCAGAUGAUCCCUGCAGUGACUGCCACGGCCCAGGUAGUACAGCAGAAGCUCAUCCAGCAGCAGGUGGUGACCACGGCAUCUACCCAGCUUCAGAGCCCCGGGGUCCAAAACCCAGCCCAGGGGCCGACCAACUGCGAGAGCCCCAGUCAGCAGCCCAAACUGCAGAUGCGCGUGCCUGCUGUCAGGCUGAAGACGCCCACCAAACCCCCAUGCCAGUAA
Messenger RNA from Elephantulus edwardii (Cape elephant shrew), 9222 nucleotides. It is a transcript of the gene EP400, whose product is annotated as E1A binding protein p400. Lineage: Eukaryota; Metazoa; Chordata; Mammalia; Macroscelidea; Macroscelididae. Gene Ontology annotation, molecular function: ATP-dependent chromatin remodeler activity; ATP binding. The transcript has 53 exons. The record is from RefSeq and is a predicted model, not a curated record. The coding region runs from base 1 to 9222 and encodes 3073 amino acids.